AUGACUCGCGACGACUACUUGGGGAUAUCCAAGGCCGAAACCAACUGUGGUACACGAGCAUGCCCGACCUUCGAUCCAAAGGAUCAGCUGGUUUCAGUCAGUGGCGAACAUGCCUGGGUGAAACCCGGUGCGGGUGAUAUUCGCGGUCCAUGUCCUGGAUUGAACGCAGCAGCUAACCACGGCUAUCUGCCACGCAACGGCAUCGCAUCGCUCGAGCAGACAGUCUCUGGUCUUGGUGCUGCUUACAACCUUGGCCCAAGAGUCUCCGCCGCACUCGCUGCCUACGCCAUUGCAGUCGACGGCAACGUCGCCGAAGGCGUCUGGUCCAUUGGCGGCCCACUCCCGACCGACGAACUAACCGGCGCAAUCCUCGGGACCGGUCAAGGCCUGUCAUACUCGCACAACAACUACGAAGGCGACUCCUCCAUCGGCCGCGGCGACGCCUACAUCAACAACGGAGACGCCCACUCCCUGAACAUCACCAGAUUCGAACAAGUCUACAACAUCGCCGUCAAAGACGGCAGCAACCGCUACACCCUCGACAAAUUCCGCGCCAAAUUCGAAGAAGCGCAAAACGAGUCUAUAGCCAACAAUCCCUAUUACUUCACCGGAGCCUUCUCCACCGUCGUCGUCGUACCCGCCGCGUACAACUUCGUCAUCAACCUCAUGAGCAACCAUUCCGCCGAACAACCCGCCGGCUAUCUCGACGGCUACAACUUCAAAUCCUUCUUCGGAGUCACCGGCCAACCCGGAAGCUUCCAAUGGCUGAAAGGCCAAGAGCGAAUUCCAGAAGAUUGGUAUCGCCGCCCUUCCUACGCUCCCUACGAGGCACAAGAUGUGAUCGGCGACGUCGCCAUCGGCUACUUGGCUUACCCGAGGACUCUGAAGUUCGGCGGUAAUACGGGAAAAGUCAACACCUUUACUGGACUCAAUGUCGCGAAUAUCUCCGGAGGGGCCCUUUCUGCAAACACGUUGUUUUCCGGGGAUAAUUUCGCGUGCUUUGCUUUCCAGCUCUUGCAGCAGGGGAUUCCGGAUUUCCUGAAUCUCGCUGUGAAUGAUCUUGCCCCGAUCACGAAUUUGGUUAACAAGUAUGUUGGACCGAUUGUUGGGGGGUUGAGCUGUCCGGAAUUGGGGAAGUUCGAUGUCGGGCUUUUUGAUCAGUUUCCCGGGUACAAGUAUAGGCCUACCGGGCCUGCUACGAACUAUUAG
This is a messenger RNA of Pseudocercospora fijiensis CIRAD86, 1209 nucleotides long. RefSeq lists its product as uncharacterized. Bases 1 to 1209 code for a protein of 402 amino acids. NCBI's taxonomy places the organism in Eukaryota, Fungi, Ascomycota, Dothideomycetes, Mycosphaerellales, Mycosphaerellaceae. Gene Ontology annotation, molecular function: peroxidase activity. The record is from RefSeq and is a predicted model, not a curated record. The transcript has 3 exons.